GGUGGGCGUGGCCAGUUUGAACGGGCGGCGGCCGGGAGCGGCGCCAUGGUGAAACCGCUGAGGGCUCGGGAUCCCGAUCCCGAUAUCGAUCACAAUAUCGAUAUCGAUCCCGAUACCGCCGAGGGUCCCGGCCCCGCGAUGAGCCCCCCGCUCUCCCCGCAGCCCGCUGCUGCGCCAGCCGACGGCUUUGCCUCCUCAGACGAUGAGGCCGCCGAAGAGGAGCCGAGCCCGCUCCACAUCUCCUGGUUGUCUUUGUCUCCUCUCUACUCUUCAGAGUUCCUGGGAUUAUGUUCCCUUCCAGGUUGCAGGUUUAAGGAUGUCAGAAGGAAUCUUCAGAAAGAUAUAGGAGAACUAAAGAGCUGUGGGAUCCAGGAUAUCUUUGUGCUUUGUACCAGAGGCGAGCUCUCAAAAUACCGAGUACCAAACCUGCUCGACACCUACCAACAGCACGGGAUGUGUGUGCACCACCACCCCAUUCCUGAUGGGAAUGCUCCUGACAUUGCCACCUGCUGCAAGAUCCUGGAAGAGCUCAGAACCUGCCUGGAAAAUAAGCAGAAGACAAUGAUACACUGUUAUGGUGGCCUUGGACGCUCAUGUCUUGUGGCUGCAUGUCUCCUGCUCCAGCUUUCAGACACCCUGGCACCUCAGCAGGUGAUAGAGAGCCUCAGGAACCUGAGAGGAUCAGGGGCCAUACAGACCAUCAAGCAGUACAAUUUCCUCCAUGACUUCCGGGAGAACCUGGCGGCACACCUGGCAACAAAGGACCCGGUGCUGAGAUCGGCAUCGCGGUAGCUGAUCCUGUCUGUGCCUGUGUGGAAAACUCCUGGACAAGACACCCCUCUCCUGACCUUUCCUCAGUGCUACUGCCUGUGUGACUCAGCUGCUGCCUUCCAAAUCUACGUGUAAAGUAUUGGGAUGGGGAAGGAAAUCCUAGAGAACAUGGAUGGGAACAAAGUCUCCUCUCUGGUGACUUUAAUACUCACUGCCUGAAAAAUACGUGUACAAGUGUGUUUGUGUCCAUUGCUGUUCUGCUGGGAUAAGGGAGCUGGAUAGAAAUUCCAUCUCUGGAGCUGUUUAAAAAUACCCUCACACCAUCAGCUCUGCUGUAGAGCAAAGUCAAGUCAAGCUGGAGCACUCACCCCUUAGGCACUCGUAACAACUCAUUCUAAAAUGUCACGGUUCUGCUCGAUGUGUUGAGGGGUAUUUGGGAAGGAGUCUCCUCAUUCCAAAAGCAGGAGGUGUUGUGACACCACAAAUCUGUGACAAGCCCAGCAGGGGGGUUGUAGGUGACUGUGGCAGCUGCGUGGGUGAGCUGGCACAGCCCUUCUGCCUGCUGCCACCACGGAGAGUAAACAAACAAUCAGCUGUGGGCUGGGAGGAUCUCACAGGAACAGUCCUCUGCAGUCCCCAGCCCUCCUGCUUCACUAUUUCCAUUCAAAGCAAGAUGAAACAGCUCCUGGCUUUUGCUAAAGUUCAGGGUUUUGCUUAAGUUCAGGACCAUCUCAAGUCAAAAGUUGGGACGAGACUCCACACAACACCAGGGGGCUUGAGUUGAGCAAGUGCCUGCUUUGUGAACUUCAGAAUUUAUCUUUUAAUUAAACUUUGAGCACAAAGGUGAUUUCUGCAGAUUAAUUAGUGUUUACUGCCAUUCCCAUCCCCACUCUUAUGGCAAAUAACAGGAACUUUUCCAGUUCCCACAGCACAGAAUUUACAGCAAAUGCCCUGCCCCAAAUGUGCUUCAGUACUUAGUCCUUGCAACUAAUGUUUUUUAGAUAUUAAAUAUUUAUCACAUGACUCAGCAGGAAGCUUGCUGAGGGCAAGAGAAAUGUUCUUUAUCUUCUCCAUAAUAUUUUGCCUCCUAGAACUCCAAAACCAACGAUCAGUCCACAUUUUGAAUGCCAAAGGCCUGGUACUCCAGCAGGGAAUUACACAAGGGCUACUCCAACACUCCUGGGACAUGAUGCUGCUGUUGCUGGACAUGGAACAGCUGGGAAUGCUCAUCUGCACCCCACAUCCAGCUAAAGCUGCUCAUCAGCAGGACAGUGCAAACACUUUGGUAAAUAUUGCUGGGCCCUUGCAGCUGCAGGGCCUGCAGGAGCAGCCUGCAUUGUUUAUUCCAGCGUGGAAUUUGGCUCAAACCAGCCCAAAUGCCAAGGGAACACGAGAUUUGUUUAAAAGGUUGAGGAGAGCCAGGGGCUACAAGCAGCCAGUCUUGUUUCCAUAAUGAAUUAAUAAACAUACAAACAUAAGAAAAAUUUAAUGAGCUUUGCUUCCACAGGCUGAAGUCAUCUCUUACGUGUUUGGAACAGCCAAGCACCAGAAAAGUAAAAAUGAUCCAAUAGGAACAAUAUUAAUGAGUUUCCAAAAAAGCCUUUCAAAAAUUCUUCUGUGAAAAGCUAAAAAUUAUGGUUGAAUGAGUAAAAAAACAAUCAUGGAAUGCUGAAGGUUUGAGCAGUAGGGGCAUGGGAAAUGCUCAAUCAGUGCAAGGAAACACGAGAAAAACAAUUUUAUGUACAAAGCAAGAAGCUGCCAGGACUAUUAUUAAGAAAGAGAAUUUGAAGUUAUCACAGCCUGAAUUCUCUUACCCCCAGUAUAUUUAUAAAAACUAGAAACUACAACUCUCCAUCCCCACGGAACCCAAUCUUUGUGUGAUGAUUGUCUAGAAAAGGAGAAGGUUGUGGAGGAGAAAGGACAAUCCCAAACCUGUGGAAGGAGUGCCAAGCAGAGAGCAAACAAACUUAGCCCUUGUGGCAGAUGAGUAAAGUCUGUUCAUUCACACCCAGCACAAUUAAGGUAGAAAGGGGGACAUUUUCACCAUGUCCAAAAAAAUAAGCACGUAGGGUCAUUAAGUGAAGUCGGCAGAACUGUUAAAUACCUGUUUUUUACACACAGCAAUUCCACUGCAGAACUCACUGCCAGGAUUGCCCAGAGCAGCUGUGGCUGCUCCAACCCUGCAGUGUCCAGGGCCAGGUUGGACAGGGCUUGGAGCAGCCUGGGAUAGAGGGAGGUGUCCCUGCCAUGGCAGGGGGUGGAAUGAAAUGCAAUUUAAUUUAAUGUCCCUUCCAACACAAACUGCUCUGGGAUUCUGUGGUGUUCUAGACCAGGCUACAAAAGUGCUCUAAAAGCAGCUGAACUGAUGGCAGAAAAGCCAUUCAGAGCUUUUUGAAAUGCCAAAGCCCACUCAGGACAUCUGCAACAGACAGAUUUCCAAAUUUCUCACUCUUCAGGCAGAUACUCCACACCUGCCUGUUUCAUAUUCCUUUCCUCAGCCACUGCCCAACAGACCAGUGUUGGAACCUCUGGAUUUCUGGUGGAACCCAGUGCAGUCAUUCAUGCAAUUUAUACUGCCCCUUACACCCAAGAGCCCCAAAGUGAACAAAUACACAGUUUAUGCAAAAAAAAAGUUUUACUAGAACGGGGAAACUCUGCAUUGUUCUCCAGCACAGGUAAAUGAAAAAGAUCUCUAAUUAUUACUUGUAAAUUAAGCAGCUGUUCACAGUUACAAUUUACAAUGCAAUAUUUAUCUGAAACAUCUUCCUCUGCCCCAUCUGCAAUUUUAACUUCAGGGAAAAAAGCAGGAAAUCAGAAUUUCCCUUUUCCAGAGGUAAUUCAAUUCUAUUUUUGAAGGGAAUGCAAUAAUCCACUGUAAAACAACAGUGAGGAUCUGUUGAAUUUAUAAACAAAACAAAAGGCACCACAUAAAAAGAAGUGUUGCUGAAUUUGAGAUUUGUUUUUUAUUAUCAUUUAUUGCACUAAGGAACAGCAGGGCAGUUUCACAAUCUCACCUUCUGCUUUGAAAAGUCUGUAGUAUUUACUACUCUUAAACCCAAGAGUGUUUUCAUCAUUGGACUUGAUAAACAUUGGAGGUUUGUCCAUUUUUUAAUCAGACAGCACAGACAUUAAAAAAAAAAAACAAACCAAAACAUUUAAAUUCAUUCCUUCAUGGACAAUUCAGCUUCUCCUACCACAAUGGCACAGACUCGAGACUAAAGCAGGGUUAAUGUUUGGAGAAGAUACAGAGGGCUCUGUGCACUUAUGGAUGCACAUACAGGGAAAGAUUAACCAGAUAAUAAAAAAAUAAACGAAAACAGAACUAUUUUUGCUUUUGUGUCCAUGAAUUAACAUCCUAAGACCCAUGUCACCUAUGGGCAAAACAUACAGAUUCCAGUUGUUCCCAAGCACUUGGAGCUAGGGCUGGUUUAGAGUAAAGAGUGGGAUACACAAGUCCAAGUGAGCCACUACAAAGCCCAUCCUACUGCAAA
Taeniopygia guttata (zebra finch) is the source of this 4262-nucleotide messenger RNA. It is a transcript of the gene CDKN3, whose product is annotated as cyclin dependent kinase inhibitor 3. Gene Ontology annotation, molecular function: protein tyrosine phosphatase activity. The record is from RefSeq and is a predicted model, not a curated record. Lineage: Eukaryota; Metazoa; Chordata; Aves; Passeriformes; Estrildidae. Gene Ontology annotation, biological process: protein dephosphorylation.